Molecule: messenger RNA, 5998 nt
Organism: Danio aesculapii
Lineage: Eukaryota; Metazoa; Chordata; Actinopteri; Cypriniformes; Danionidae
Product: myosin-7-like
Exons: 39
Coding region: 95-5896 (1933 amino acids)
Cellular component (GO): myosin complex
Molecular function (GO): ATP binding; cytoskeletal motor activity; actin filament binding
Source: RefSeq, a predicted model, not a curated record
ACUCUCCUUUGCUCCCAGUGUUCCUUUUCUUAUUUAGGUGAAAUAGCAAAAACCUGGAGCGUCCUUCUGCUGUGAUAAAUUGAUUUGGUUGAAGAUGGGUGAUGCUGAAAUGUCUGUUUUUGGGGCCGCAGCGCCUUACCUGCGGAAGUCUGAUAAGGAGCGUCUAGAGGCGCAGACAAAACCCUUCGACUUAAAGAAGGAAUGCUUUGUGCCGGAUGCAAUAGAGGAGUUUGUUAAAGCUACCGUCACGAGCCGAGAGGGUGACAAAGUCACUGUGGAGACACAAGGAGGCAAGACUGUCACUGUCAAAGAGGCAGAUGUUCUGCAACAGAAUCCUCCCAAAUUUGAUAAAAUUGAAGACAUGGCAAUGCUGACCUUUCUCCAUGAGCCAGCGGUGCUGUUCAACCUCAAAGAGCGCUAUGCAGCAUGGAUGAUCUAUACCUACUCUGGGCUGUUUUGUGUCACUGUCAACCCCUACAAGUGGCUGCCGGUGUACAACCAGGAGGUGGUUAUAGCCUAUAGAGGGAAAAAGAGGACUGAAGCUCCUCCCCACAUCUAUUCUAUCUCUGACAAUGCCUACCAGUACAUGUUGGCAGACCGGGAAAACCAGUCAAUCCUUAUCACUGGAGAAUCUGGUGCUGGGAAGACUGUCAACACUAAAAGAGUCAUUCAGUACUUCGCCAGCAUUGCAGCAAGUGGAGGGAAGAAAGAACAAGACAAGAACAAGGGAACGCUGGAGGAUCAAAUCAUCCAGGCAAACCCUGCCUUGGAGGCCUUUGGUAAUGCUAAGACCAUCAGAAAUGACAACUCCUCCAGAUUUGGUAAAUUUAUUAGAAUUCACUUCGAUACAAGGGGGAAGCUGGCAUCUGCUGACAUUGAAACAUAUCUGCUGGAGAAGUCCCGUGUCACCUUUCAGUUGAAGGCUGAGAGAGACUAUCACAUCUUUUAUCAAAUCUUAUCCAACAAAAAACCUGAAAUCCUUGAGAUGUUACUAGUGACAGCCAACCCCUACGACUACGCAUUCAUCUCUCAAGGAGAGACAACAGUCGCCUCCAUUGAUGAUUCUGAUGAGUUAAUGGCAACUGACAGUGCCUUUGAUAUAUUGGGCUUCACACAAGAAGAAAAGAACUCUGUGUACAAGUUAACUGGAGCCAUUAUGCAUUACGGCAACAUGAAGUUCAAGCAGAAGCAGCGAGAGGAACAAGCAGAAGCUGAUGGAACUGAGGAUGCUGACAAAUCUGCAUACCUAAUGGGCCUAAACUCUGCUGACCUCAUCAAGGGUCUGUGUCAUCCAAGAGUCAAAGUAGGAAAUGAGUGGGUCACCAAAGGACAAAAUGUCCAGCAGGUGAACUAUGCUAUUGGUGCCUUAUCAAAAUCGGUGUAUGAAAAAAUGUUUCUCUGGAUGGUGGUGAGAAUCAACCAGUCUCUGGAGACAAAGCAGCCUCGCCAGUAUUUCAUCGGAGUAUUGGAUAUUGCUGGCUUUGAGAUCUUUGAUUUCAACACUUUUGAGCAACUCUGCAUCAACUUCACCAAUGAAAAACUGCAACAGUUUUUCAACCACCACAUGUUUGUGCUGGAACAAGAGGAGUACAAGAAGGAAGGGAUUGAAUGGGAGUUUAUUGACUUUGGCAUGGACUUGCAGGCCUGCAUCGAUCUCAUUGAGAAACCUAUGGGCAUCAUGUCCAUCCUUGAAGAGGAGUGCAUGUUUCCCAAAGCCAGUGAUUCAACCUUUAAAGCAAAGCUUUAUGACAACCAUCUUGGGAAAUCAAACAAUUUCCAGAAACCCAGGCUUGUGAAGGGCAAGCCAGAGGCUCACUUUGCCCUGGUUCACUACGCUGGCACAGUGGACUACAACAUCAACAACUGGCUAGUGAAGAAUAAGGAUCCUCUUAAUGAAACUGUGGUUGGAUUGUACCAGAAAUCCUCACUGAAGCUGUUGUCUAUUCUGUUUGCCAACUACGCUGGUGCAGACUCAGACGGUGGGAAAAAAGAGAAGAAGAAGAAAGGAUCAUCAUUCCAGACAGUGUCAGCACUUCACAGGGAGAAUCUCAACAAACUAAUGACAAACCUAAGGUCCACUCACCCUCAUUUUGUGCGCUGCAUCAUUCCUAAUGAGACAAAGACUCCUGGUGCGAUGGAGAAUCCUUUGGUCAUGCAUCAGCUACGCUGUAAUGGUGUGCUGGAGGGCAUCAGGAUUUGCAGGAAGGGCUUCCCCAACAGAAUCCUCUAUGGGGACUUCAAACAGAGAUAUCGCAUCUUAAACCCUGCAGCUAUCCCUGAGGGACAGUUCAUAGAUAGCAAGAAAGGAGCAGAGAAACUGCUGGGCUCUUUGGAUAUAGACCACCAACAGUAUAGAUUUGGACACACUAAGGUAUUUUUUAAGGCUGGUCUUCUUGGCCAACUGGAAGAGAUGAGAGAUGAACGAUUAUCAAAAAUAAUCACAGGCAUUCAAGCUAGGUCACGAGGUCUUCUCUCAAGGGCCGAAUACAUAAAGAUGGUAGAGCGCAGAGAUGCCUUACUUGUGAUUCAGUGGAAUGUGCGUGCAUUCAUGGCGGUCAAGAACUGGCCCUGGAUGAAGCUCUUCUUUAAAAUUAAACCACUGCUGAGAUCUGCUGAAGCAGAAAAGGAAAUGGCCAAUAUGAAAGAAGAGUUCUUGAAGCUUAAGGAAGCUUAUGCAAAGUCUGAGGCACGUAGAAAAGAACUUGAAGAAAAAAUGGUGACUCUUCUCCAAGAAAAGAAUGACCUACAACUUCAAGUGCAAGCGGAGCAAGACAACCUCUGCGAUGCCGAAGAAAGGUGUGAAGGUCUGAUCAAAAACAAGAUUCAGAUGGAGGCUAAAGCCAAAGAGCUCACAGAGCGACUUGAGGAUGAGGAAGAGAUGAAUGCAGAGCUGACAGCUAAGAAGAGAAAGCUGGAGGACGAAUGCUCUGAGCUGAAGAAGGAUAUUGAUGAUCUGGAGCUCACUCUGGCUAAAGUGGAGAAAGAGAAGCAUGCUACUGAGAACAAGGUGAAGAACCUGACAGAAGAAAUGGCAGCUUUAGAUGAUAUCAUUGCUAAGCUGACAAAAGAGAAAAAGGCCUUGCAGGAAGCUCAUCAGCAGACACUGGAUGACCUGCAGAGUGAGGAGGACAAAGUCAACACACUCACCAAGGCAAAAGUAAAACUAGAGCAACAAGUGGAUGAUCUUGAGGGAUCUCUAGAGCAAGAAAAGAAAAUCCGAAUGGACCUAGAAAGAGCCAAGAGGAAACUUGAAGGAGAUCUGAAGUUAACUCAGGAAAGCAUAAUGGACCUGGAGAAUGACAAGCAGCAACUGGAAGAAAAACUGAAGAAGAAAGACUUUGAAAUCAGUCAGCUCAACAGUAAAAUUGACGAUGAGCAAAACAUAAUUAUCCAACUCCAGAAGAAACUCAAGGAGCUGCAGGCUCGAGUUGAGGAGCUGGAGGAAGAGCUUGAGGCGGAAAGAGCUGCCAGAGCCAAAGUGGAGAAACAGAGAGCAGAUUUAGCCAGAGAGCUGGAGGAGAUCAGCGAGAGACUGGAGGAGGCUGGAGGAGCUACAACUGCUCAGAUUGAGAUGAACAAGAAACGAGAGGCAGAGUUUCAGAAACUCCGGAGAGACCUUGAAGAGGCCACUCUGCAGCACGAGGCCACUGCCGCCACACUCAGGAAGAAACAAGCCGACAGUGUGGCUGAACUUGGAGAGCAGAUAGACAAUCUGCAGAGGGUCAAGCAAAAACUGGAAAAGGAGAAAAGUGAACUGAGGCUGGAGUUGGAUGAUGUAGCCUCCAGCAUGGAGCAGAUUGUAAAGUCCAAGACUAAUAUGGAGAAAGUUAACAGAACCCUAGAAGAUCAAAUGAAUGAAUACCGUAACAAAUGUGAGGAAUAUCAAAGGUCCCUCAAUGAUUUUACAACUCAGAAGGCAAAGCUUCAGGCAGAAAAUGAUGAAUUUUCAAGACAAUUGGAAGAAAAGGAAUCAUUGGUCUCUCAGCUAACAAGGGGUAAGAAUUCCUUCAGUCAACAAAUGGAGGACCUGAAAAGGCAGUUAGAUGAGGAAAUUAAGGCAAAGAACGCUCUUGCUCAUGCACUGCAGUCAGCCCGUCAUGACACAGAUCUGCUCAGAGAGCAGUAUGAGGAGGAACAGGAGGCCAAAGCAGAGCUACAGCGAAGCAUGUCUAAAGCUAAUUCUGAGGUGGCACAGUGGAGAACCAAGUACGAAACUGAUGCCAUCCAGAGGACUGAAGAACUGGAGGAAGCCAAGAAGAAAUUGGCUCAGCGUUUGCAGGAGGCUGAGGAGGCCGUGGAGGCUGUGAAUGCUAAAUGCUCUUCUCUUGAAAAGACUAAGCACAGACUGCAGAAUGAAAUAGAAGAUUUGAUGGUGGAUGUGGAGAGAUCCAACACUGCUGCUGCUUCUUUAGACAAGAAACAAAGACACUUUGAUAAAAUCAUAUCUGAAUGGAAGCAGAAGUACGAGGAGUCUCAAUGUGAACUGGAGAGCUCUCAGAAGGAGGCCAGAUCUUUAAGCACAGAACUGUUCAAGUUGAAGAACUCAUAUGAGGAAUCUAUGGAUCACCUGGAAACCAUGAAGAGAGAGAACAAGAUUCUGCAAGAGGAGAUCUCCGAUCUGACUGAACAGCUUGGCGAAGGUGGAAAGACAAUGCAUGAGCUGGAGAAAGUCCGUAAGCAGCUGGAGCAAGAAAAAGCUGAGAUACAGGCUGCUCUGGAAGAGGCUGAGGGAUCUCUGGAGCAUGAGGAGGGUAAAAUCCUGAGAACGCAGCUAGAAUUUAACCAAAUAAAGGCGGACAUUGAACGCAAGCUGACCGAGAAAGAUGAAGAAAUGGAGCAGGUAAAGAGAAACCAACAGAGAACCAUAGACACCCUGCAAAGUGCUUUGGAGUCUGAAACCCGUAGCAGGAAUGAAGCUCUGAGAAUAAAGAAGAAGAUGGAAGGAGAUCUGAAUGAAAUGGAGAUCCAGCUGAGCCAGGCUAACAGACAGGCAGCUGAGGCUCAAAAACAGCUCAAGUCAGUCCAAGCUCAUCUAAAGGACUCCCAGCUUCAGCUGGAUGAUUCUCUUCGAGCAAAUGAUGAUCUGAAGGAGAACACUGCCAUUGUGGAGAGACGAAAUACUCUGCUUCAGGCCGAGCUUGAAGAGCUCAGGGCUGUUUUGGAGCAAACAGAACGUGGACGAAAACUUUCUGAGCAAGAGCUCCUGGACGUCACUGAGAGAGUACAGCUUCUGCAUUCUCAGAACACCAGUCUCAUAAAUCAGAAGAAGAAGCUGGAGACGGAUAUAUCCCAGUUUCAGACUGAAGUGGAAGAGGCAGUGCAAGAAUGCAGGAAUGCUGAGGAAAAAGCCAAGAAGGCCAUAACUGAUGCUGCCAUGAUGGCAGAGGAGCUGAAGAAGGAGCAGGAUACAAGCGCUCACCUGGAGAGGAUGAAGAAGAACAUGGAGCAGACCAUUAAGGACCUGCAGCACCGCCUGGAUGAAGCAGAACAAAUCGCUAUGAAGGGAGGCAAGAAACAAGUCCAGAAACUGGAGGCCAGGGUCAGAGAGCUGGAAUGCGAAGUUGAGGCUGAACAGAAGAGAAGCAGCGAAUCUGUGAAGGGAAUCCGUAAAUAUGAACGCCGCAUCAAGGAACUUACUUAUCAGACCGAAGAGGACCGUAAAAACAUAGCCCGUCUUCAGGAUUUGGUUGACAAGCUGCAACUUAAAGUCAAAGCUUACAAAAGAGCAUCAGAGGAAUCUGAAGAACAGGCAAACGUUCACCUUGGCAAAUUCCGUAAACUGCAGCAUGAACUGGAUGAAGCAGAGGAAAGGGCUGAUAUUGCUGAAUCUCAAGUGAACAAACUACGUGCCAAAAGUCGUGAUGCGGGUCCGAAGAAAGCGUUUGAUGAAGAAUAAAGUCGGGGAAAUCUUCUAAAAUCACCUGAACUUGCUUGCCUUUCUCUCUGUACACUAAAGUGUUCCUUAACUUACAUGAAUAAUAAAGUCACUCUGCAUCUA